AUGGGAUUCAGGGCUCAUCCAGAACUACAGCUUCUUCUUUUUAUGGUGAUUCUAGUCAUCUAUAUGAUAACUGUGUUUGGAAAUCUUGGCAUGAUCCUAUUAAUUAAGGGUGACUCACAUCUCCAUACCCCAAUGUGCUUUUUCUUCGGUAAUUUAUCCCUUGUUGACUUCUGUUAUUCUUCUGUCAUUGCCCCUAAUAUGCUAAUGAAUUUUUGGGUGGAGAACCCAGUCAUUUCAUUUAGUGCAUGUGCCACACAGUUCUUCUUUUUUGGUUCCUUUGCUGGAAUUGAGGGCUUUCUGUUGGCUGUGAUGGCCUAUGACCGUUACGUUGUCAUCUGCAAGCCUCUUCUUUACACAGUCACCAUGUCCCUGCGUCUUAAUGUCCUUCUAGUAUUGGCCGCAUAUCUUGCAGGCUUUCUGAAGGCUGCCAUUCACACAGGCUUCACCUUUCAGCUGUCUUUUUGCCACUUGAAUGUCAUCAACCACUUUUUCUGUGACACUCCACCCCUCCUGAAACUCUCUUGUUCUGAUACACGUGUCAAUGAAGUUGUCAUUUUUGCUUUUGCCAGUUUAAAAAAUUUUUUUUUUUCAACCUGCCUCCUGAUUAUUCUCAGUUCUUAUCUGUACAUCCUCAUUGCCACCUUGAGGAUCCAUUCUGGUGCCUCCAUUCUGAGGCACAAGGCUUUCUCCACCUGCACUUCCCGCUUGAUGGUGAUCACCAUUUUCUCUGGCACUAUUCUGUUCACGUAUCUGUGCUCCAGCUCCUGCUACCCAAGGGACCAAGACAAAGUGGUAUCUGUGUUUUAUACAGUGAUCAUUCCCACGUUAAAUCCUCUCAUCUAG
Molecule: messenger RNA, 843 nt
Organism: Leopardus geoffroyi (Geoffroy's cat)
Lineage: Eukaryota; Metazoa; Chordata; Mammalia; Carnivora; Felidae
Product: olfactory receptor 1020-like
Exons: 2
Coding region: 1-843 (280 amino acids)
Biological process (GO): G protein-coupled receptor signaling pathway; sensory perception of smell
Cellular component (GO): membrane
Molecular function (GO): G protein-coupled receptor activity; olfactory receptor activity; odorant binding
Source: RefSeq, a predicted model, not a curated record